AGCGCGCCGCCGGAAGUCGCUGACCGUCAGCGGCACAAUGGCGGAACUUUCGGGUCCCACCCCGCCGUGUCGCAAGGGGGCGCUGCGCAGAGCGGCAGAGAGGGUGCUGCUCCCAUCGGGGUUCCCCCACAGCGUCAGCCCCGAUUACCUGCAGUACCAGUGCUGGGACAGCGCACAGGCUCUGUGCAGCUCCCUGUCGGGGAUCAUCGCCACCCGCGCUGUGUUUGAGGCCGUCGGGGUCGGGGACGGCGCCGCCACCCCCAUGGGAGCCACCCUCACCUGGCUGCUGCGGGACGGAGUUGGGAUGGUGACGCGCAUCGCCUUCGCCUCCAUUCAGGGGAGCGCCCUGGACUGCGAGGCCAAGCAGUGGCGGUUGGCUGCUGACGUCAUCAACGACGCGGCGCUGCUAUUGGAGCUGUCGGCCCCCGCCUGGCCCGGCGCGGCGCCUCUGGUGUUGGCGGGGGCGGCGGCGGCACGGAGCGUGGUGGGGGUGGCGGGCGGCGCCACGCGGGCGGCCAUUGCGGUGCAUCAGGCGAGGAGGGACAACGCGGCCGAGGUGGCGGCCAAGGAUGGCAGUCAGGAGACGGUGGUGAACGCGCUGGGGUUGCUGCUGGCGCUGCUGCUGCUGCCGGUGCUGGAAGGACGGCCGUGGCUGACGUGGCUCCUGGUGCUGCUGCUGACGGCGGCCCACCUGGGGGCCAACAUGGCGGCCGUGCGCUCUCUUUGCAUCCCCACCCUGAACCGACCCCGACUCCGCCUGGCGCUCAGCGGGGCCUUACGGGGUCUCAGCGGGGCCUUACGGGGUCCCACCGACCCCAAAAGCCCCACCCCAAAUAAGGGGGGGGUCACCGUGGCCGUCCCGACCCCCCGCGAGGUCAACCCCAAAGAGCCGCUGCUGCCCGGUUUCAGCAGCCGCCUCCGCCUCCGCCUGGGAGCCCCCAAACAGAGCCUGGUGGGGAGCGAAGCGGAGUUCCGGAAGGCUGUGGAAUGCGGCAGUCCCGAUUACAUCAUCGUGCUGAGACCCAGCCAAGGUUGGGUCGGGGUGGGGUUGCGGGAUGGGGCCCCCCCCGACGCCCCACUGCGGGGCUGCGCCCACGCGCUGCUCCUGGAGGAGCUCCUGGGAGCCGACCUCCCCCCCAUGGCACCUAUGGGUGCUGCCCUCAGACCCCUACAGCAGCGCCUGCGCCGGUGCCCUCCGGGCUCCGUCCCAUGGGCGACGUUGGCCGAAAUCUCCCGCCUAUGGGACACAUUGGGACCCGCUUUCCUUCGCGGAUUGGAGGACGCCGGUUGGUCGACGCGACGCCACCAGUUGGCCGCCGACGAAUGGCGGCUCCAGUGGGCGGGGCCUAGGCCGGAAAGCCACGCCCACCCUUCGCUGACCACGCCCACAUGAGCCCCGUCCAAUCAGAACGCGGCCCUCCUUAUCCCCGCCCCUCAACGAGCCACACCCACUUCCGGCCACGCCCCACCAUCUGUAGGCUCCACUCCUCCAUUGGCCCCUCCAUUAUCAACAAGCCCCGCCCACCUUGACCACGCCCCCAAAUCCUUCCAACCAAUGGUCACGCCCCCUUCAUAAGCCCCACCCACCCAUGACCGCUCCCCUCUUUAAGCCACGCCCAUCCCUGACAACGCCAAGCCCCGCCCACCAGACCACGCCCCCUCCAUAAGCCCCGCCCAUCCAUGACGAUCAUUCCAGUAAGCCCCGCCCACCCCUGACCACGCCCCUCCCUGAGCCAAUCCCAGCCCUGACCACUCUGCCUCCAUAAGCCCCGCCCAGCAAUGACCACGCCCCCCACAAGCCCCGCCCACAUUGAGUGUUCCCAAGCUCCGCCCACCAAUGACCACGCCCCCUCCCUGAGCCAAUCCCAUGCCUGGCCACGCCCCCAAACCCCACCCACAUUGACCACGCCCCCAUUAUAAGCUUCUUUUACAAGCCCCGCCCCCUAUAUGACCCGCCCGCUGCUGACCACGCCCCCCUCUUCAAGCCAAUCCCUUCCUUGGCCACGCCCCCUGACCCCACCCACCAAUGGCCAUGUCUCCCCAGUAAGCCCCGCCCACCCUUAUAAAUCCCCCUCCAUAAGCCCCGCCCAGCAAUGACCACGCCCCAAACAAGCCCCGCCCACAUUUGAGUGUUCCCAGGCUCCGCCCACCAAUGACCACGCCGCCCUCCCUAAGCCAUUCCAUCCCUGACCACGCCCCCUGACCCCACCCACCAAUGGCCACGUCCCCUCCAUAAGCCCCGCCCACAUUCUGAUUUCUCAUGCCCCGCCCACCAUUGACCACGCCCCCUGCCUAAGCCAAUCCAAUCCCUGACCACGCCCCCUCCGUAAGCCCCGCCCAUAUUUUCUAGUGUUCCUAGGCUCCGCCCACCAGUGAGCACGCCCCCUCCCUGAGCCAAUCCCAUCCCUGGCCACGCCCCCAAGCCCCGCCCUCAUUGACCUUGCCCCCUUCAUAAGCUCCUCCUCCGUCCCCAAGGCCCCGCCCACAUUUCAAAGCGUUCUCAAGCCCCGCCCAUUAUUGACCACGCCCCUCCCUAAGCCCCGCCCACUCCCGACCACGCCCCCUUUCCAAGCCCCGCCCCCUCUGCGUCCAUCCUCCAAAAAAAAAACCCCCCAAAAACACCAAAAAGUGCCAAAAAACCCAGAGCAGAAAUGACCAUUUUGGGACAACGGGAUCAAACGGCCCCAUUUUGGGGCGAAAAAACCUCCAAUUUUUGUA
This is a messenger RNA of Gallus gallus (chicken), 2718 nucleotides long. Its product is annotated as RUS family member 1-like. Lineage: Eukaryota; Metazoa; Chordata; Aves; Galliformes; Phasianidae. Bases 38 to 1393 code for a protein of 451 amino acids. The transcript is spliced from 15 exons. The record is from RefSeq and is a predicted model, not a curated record.